AUGGAUGCCAGCAACUUCGGCGGCGGCGCUGCUCCUCGCGCCUGCUACAGCUGCGGUGCCACCGAUCACCAGGCUCGCGAGUGCCCUACCCGUGGACCCGCCAAGUGCUACAACUGCGGAGCUGAGGGUCACAUGAGCCGUGAAUGCCCGGAGGGUGCUAAGGACACCAAGACCUGCUACCGCUGCGGUCAGGCCGGCCAUAUCUCUCGUGACUGCCAGUCCGCUGGCCAGUCCGGUGGCGGUGGCGGCCAGGACUGCUACAAGUGCGGUGAGGUUGGACACAUCGCUCGCAACUGCCCCCAGAACGGCGGCUACGGUGGUGGAUACGGCGGUGGUCGUGGCGGCUACGGCGGUGGCUACGGCGCCGGCGGUGGCCAGAAGACUUGCUACAGCUGCGGUGGCAUUGGCCACAUGUCUCGUGACUGCGUCAACGGCUCCAAGUGCUACAACUGCGGCGAGAACGGUCACUUCUCUCGCGACUGCCCCAAGGGCACCUCCACCGGCGAGAAGAUCUGCUACAAGUGCCAGCAGCCUGGCCACAUCCAGUCCGAGUGCCCCUCCGCCUAA
Diaporthe citri is the source of this 567-nucleotide messenger RNA. RefSeq lists its product as uncharacterized. The record is from RefSeq and is a predicted model, not a curated record. The transcript is spliced from 8 exons. Gene Ontology annotation, biological process: positive regulation of cytoplasmic translation. Gene Ontology annotation, cellular component: cytoplasm. Lineage: Eukaryota; Fungi; Ascomycota; Sordariomycetes; Diaporthales; Diaporthaceae. Gene Ontology annotation, molecular function: zinc ion binding; mRNA binding; single-stranded RNA binding. The coding region runs from base 1 to 567 and encodes 188 amino acids.